Messenger RNA from Plasmodium gallinaceum, 2874 nucleotides. Its product is annotated as serine repeat antigen, putative. The record is from RefSeq and is a predicted model, not a curated record. Bases 1 to 2874 code for a protein of 957 amino acids. Lineage: Eukaryota; Apicomplexa; Aconoidasida; Haemosporida; Plasmodiidae. Gene Ontology annotation, molecular function: cysteine-type endopeptidase activity. Gene Ontology annotation, cellular component: lysosome. The transcript has 4 exons.
AUGAUGUCUCCUUUUUUUUUCUUCUUGAUAAUAUAUGUUAUAUUUAGUAAAAAUAUAAUAGAAUGUACAAAUGAUGAAGUACCUCAAACAAAUGAUUUAGGUGAGAAAGAAGCUGCUAAAGCUGAGUUACAAAAUGAACCAACACCUGCAAAUGGACAAACUUUAGAACAAGAAGUUCAAUCUGCAACUCAACGUGAAGUUACAGCUGAACCUGAAGGUAAAAGUGAGAAUGGGGUAACUACAUCAGCGGUUGCAUCUCCAGCUGCACCUCAAGAUGCACCAUUAGAUUCUAGAGAAGCAAAUCCUAAUCAAGCAGAUCAUCAAAAUGGGGGUGCGGAUUUACCUGAAGAAGCACUCAAUGUUACAGUAAGAGGUGCAAAUGGGGAUGCAGGAACAAGUGGUGAUAGUGCAGCUGCUUUAAAAAAUGCAACUUCUGUAAAUAUGCCAAUUAAAUCUGCUUUAUUGAAAAAGAAUACAGGAGUAAAAGUAACUGGUAAAUGUGGUAAUUAUUUUCAGUUGAGUUUUGUUCCACAUAUGACACUUAAUUUUGAAACAGAUGAUGGAAAGAUAGAAUUAGAACAAAAAUUUGCAGCAUCUGAAAUAAUAAAUAUAAAUUUUACAAAGAAAUGUCAAAAUGAACAAACUUUUAAAUUUAUUGCAGUUAUCAAAGACGAUAUAUUAACUCUUAAAUGGGAAGUAACUGAUUCUACAGAACCAAAAAAAGAAAUGAAAAAAUAUAGGAUACCAAAAUUUGAGAAGCCAAUCACUUCAAUACAAGUACACACAGGAAAUUCAACUGCAAACAUAAUUGAAAGUAAAAAUUAUGCUAUAAAGAAUGCUAUUCCUGAAAAAUGUGAUGCAAUAACAACUGAAUGUUUUUUAAGUGGUAAUUUAGAUAUUGCAAAAUGUUUUCACUGUACUUUGUUAGCGAGAAAUACUGAUACUUCUAAUGAGUGUUUUAAUUAUGUUUCUCCUGAUAAUAAAGCAAAAUUUGAACAAUCUAUCAUAACUGAGUCAAGUGAUGAAGACUCUAAUGAAUUUAAACUUGAAGAAACUAUAGAUAAUAUAAUGAAAAAAAUUUAUAAGACAGAUCCAAUAAGUAAGAAAAAAGAAUUAAUAACAUUGGAAGAUUUUAACGAUGAAUUAAGAGAGGAAAUAAGGAAUUAUUGUGAUUUGUUAAAAGAAGUAGAUGUUAGUGGAACAUUAGAAAAUCAUGAAUUAGGUAAUGAAACAGAAGUAUUUAAUAAUUUAACCAGAUUGUUAAGGGCUCAUGAUGAACAAAGAGAUACUACAUUACCAAAUAAGUUAAAAAAUGCAGCAAUUUGUAUUAAAAAUGUAGAUGAAUGGAUUAUAAAUAAAAGAGGUUUAGUAUUACCAGAAGUAACAAAUGAAUAUUUUAAUAAUGUUAAAGAUAUGCCUGAAGUUGAAAAUGAGGAAGAAUAUGAAAAAAUUAUAAAUGUAACUGAAGAUAUGUAUGAAAAAGAUGAGAAUGAUAUUAUUGAUUUAACAAAAAAAGACAAAGAAGUAAAAUUGUUAUCUCCAUAUUUUAUACCUAAUAAAUAUUGUAAUGAUGAAUAUUGUGAUAGAUGGAAAGAUAACACAAGCUGUAUAUCAAAAAUUGAAGUAGAAGAACAAGGUCAUUGUGGAGUUUGCUGGGUUUUCGCAUCUAAAUUACACUUGGAAACAAUAAGAUGUAUGAGGGGAUAUGGUCAUUUUAGAAGUUCUGCAUUAUAUGUAGCUAAUUGUUCUAAAAGAAAAGCUAAAUAUAGAUGUAUUGUAGGUUCAAGUCCAAUAGAAUUUCUCCAAAUUAUUGAUGAAACAAAAUUUUUACCUCUUGAAUCUGAUCAUCCAUAUUCAUAUACAGAUGUAGGUAAAGAUUGUCCUCAACCAAAAAAAAAAUGGGUCAAUUUAUGGGGUAGUACGAAAUUGUUAGAAUACGUUAACUAUUCACAAUUUACAUAUUCUAAAGGAUAUAUUGCCUAUGAAAGUGCAAAAUAUACUAAUAUAGAUACAUUUAUAGGAAUAGUAAAACGUGAAAUUCAAAAUAAAGGUUCUGUUAUUGCAUAUAUAAAAGCAGAAAAUGUUUUCGGUUAUGAUCUGAAUGGAAAAGGAGUCCAUAGUUUAUGUGGUUAUAAACACCCUGAUCAUGCUGCUACUAUUAUAGGAUAUGGUAAAUAUAUAAAUAUUAAAGGAGAGAAAAGAUCUUAUUGGUUAGUUAGAAAUAGUUGGGGUUAUUAUUGGGGAGAUGAAGGAAACUUUAAAAUUGACAUGCAUGGACCAAGUACUUGUAAAUAUAAUUUCAUCCAUACAGCUCUUGUUUUCAAAGUUAAUUUAGGUAUGGUUGAAUUACCUGAUGAAAAGUCAGCUCCUAAUCCUUUUAAUUACUUCCUUAAAAACGGUCCUGAAUUUUAUCAUAGGCUUUAUUAUAAAAAUUUUAGUCCUUUGAAAUCUAAGAAUCUUUCUAAAAAAAAUGAGAAUAAUGAAGAAGAUCAAACCAACUUCACAAAUAAUGAGGAUAAUGGUAAUGAUAAGACAGAUUUAGGUGAAAAUCCUCAAAUAUAUGGUACAGAUAAUGAUGUGUUAACUGCUGAAGCUGCUGCAGUAGCUGCAGUUAGUCAGAAGGAAACUAUAAGACAUAUUUUAAAAGAUAUUAAAAAUAAGAGAAUAAAAUCAAGUCUAAUUUCCUAUGCUGAUGAAGACGAUAUAGGAAAAGAGCAUUCAUGUUCUAGAACAUACUCAAGUGAUCCAGCUAAGGAUGCCGAAUGUAAACAAUUCUGUGUUCAAAAUUUCGAUAAAUGUAAAUCUCAGUAUUCACCUGGUUAUUGUUUAACUAAGUUGAAAAAAACCGAUGAGUGUUUUUUCUGCGCUGUAUAA